AUGAUCAAUUAAGGUAGAUCAAAUGAUGCUGCAGUGUUCAGGGCGCUCCUCAACACUUAAGCUUAAAUAUUUUGCUAUUAAGUGAUUGCUGAGGGAACUCAAUAUCAUUAAGAAGGAAACUACUCCCGCAGAGGGAGUAGCUGCUAGACCCCUAUAACUAAACCUCUUUUUAUGGCAUGCAAAUAUUAGAGGCCCAGUGGGAUCUUUCACCUUGAAUUAAUUAUACCCUCAAAAUAUCCAUAUGAACUACCCUAAGUAAGAACUUUUAUUUAAUUACCUCAUCCUAAUCUGACUUUGAAUUCUAUUUGUCUAGACAUACUCCAGCCUCGAAAUCCUGAGGACAAAUAGUAAAAAGAUUUGUCAAGUGAUUACACAAUUUAAACUCUCCUAUUAUGGUUGCAGGCCUUUUUGUUUUAAGAAUUAAAAAGAACAGAUAAUUAUCUUAAACUGCUCACUGAAACCAAAUAAGCUGUUAUAGUUGCCAAUAAUUUUAAAUGUUCUGACAAGGAUUGUAAACAUAACGCUAAAGAAUCGAAAAUUGAAUAUUAUAUUAACACAUAACCUGAGUAAUAAUUAUUAGAAUAAUAAUUCAUCUGUUACAAUAAUACUAAGUUAAGUUACAAAAAAACCAUAAUUUGA
Paramecium tetraurelia is the source of this 639-nucleotide messenger RNA. RefSeq lists its product as uncharacterized. Gene Ontology annotation, molecular function: ubiquitin conjugating enzyme activity. Gene Ontology annotation, cellular component: nucleus. Lineage: Eukaryota; Ciliophora; Oligohymenophorea; Peniculida; Parameciidae. The transcript has 2 exons. Gene Ontology annotation, biological process: protein polyubiquitination. The record is from RefSeq and is a predicted model, not a curated record.